This is a messenger RNA of Symbiodinium natans, 1557 nucleotides long. NCBI's taxonomy places the organism in Eukaryota, Dinophyceae, Suessiales, Symbiodiniaceae. The record is from the annotation of a GenBank genome assembly.
AUGGCCUUCCUGCGACGGCAGAGCCGUUUGCAGCGCCCGGUACAUGCAGCUGAAGAGAGCGAUAGCAGUCGCAAGUGGCGCGUCGUUGAUCUGGCCCUCUUCCAUGCGUUGCACGGCGGCACGGUGGCGAACAUGGUGCCUGCCCUCACUGGCUUCUCUUUCGACAUGCGCAAGGACUCAGAGAGGAGAGCUGGCUGGAAGUGCGAGACGGUCCUGGAGGGAAUUCCAGAGGACCGUCUACUGUGGAACAUCGCGAAGAAACAUGGGUACACCACCCUCUUUGGUGCCACCGGGUGCAAUGGGUUCCUGGGCACACGGUACUGCCGCAAGUGGCUGGAGCAGUUCGAUCGAGUCGUCCCGAGCCUCGAGAUCGACCCGAACUGCCACUCGCAACACGAGUUGCGGGCACUUAUGUUCGACAGGGACGGAAAGCGCGGCUGCAUAGGGAAGAAAAGGCCGUCGAAGCACUUGCUGGACUACUUCCUCCGCUUCCAGGAGAUCCAUACGGACAGACCCAUCUUCGCCUACUUGCAUCUCGAGGCGUCCCACGAAUCUCAGCAUGCGCUGCAGUUGAUCGAUGAGGCGCUUGCGGAGCAUCUGCAGGGCCUUAGCAGGCUUCCGCCAGAAGCACGGCCCAUUGUGGUCCUUGCCGGGGACCAUGGGCCUCCCAACGAGUGCGAUGAGAAAUCUCCUCUGGUCUCUCUGUUGAUCCCAGAGGCCCGCCUCCCGGACAAGGGCUGCACAGGUGGCGUCGGGACCUGUGGGCAGACGCAGAUCCCAAGCAACAUCACAGGGACCCUACGGAAAACGAUGCAGGAGAACGCUCGGCUGUGGAGGAGGUCCAUCUGGAACCUGGAGCACAACCGCUUUGUGAUUUCAUCCUGGUAUGACAUGUACGCAACCCUGCGCCACCUCAUGUCGGGGCAAGAUCCAGGAGGUGCUGCGCAGAACGAGCGGCAGUGGGAUGCACCGGACCACCGGGCCCAGUCCCUCCUGACCAAGCUCCCUCGUCAAAGGACCUGCACCCAAGCGGGCGUCCCGGAGUGGCACUGUGGCUGUGCCCGGACCUGGGUAGGCUACUGCCCGCUGGCCCAGCGCGGGCAGUGGGCCGUCGCUGAAAGAGCACUCAACGAGGUGAACCAGCUGGUCGCCACGGCUGGCUCCAAGUUCCGCGUGGACGCGAGCGUGUGCCAGCACAUUGGGUUGGAGGAAGUGCUUUCGUGCGAGAUGCACCUUCCCAGCUACCAACGGAUUCAGGAAAACCUUCAAGGAGCCGGCAACCAGGAAAGGACCAUCCUCCGCAUUCGAAUGCUGACGACGGUCGGCAUGGAGUUUGAGUUCUGCGCCUACAUGCGCUUCAAGUCCUUGUCUGGCCAUCUUCAGGACGUUGAAGGCUAUGUGGACGAGCUCUUGCAGCUCUUCCCAAGGUCUCGCUACCGGCCCAAUGAGAAGUGUACACCCCAAAACCUUGACCCCGCGUUCUGCGCGUGCGGGGACCAGGCGGAGCUGCGCAAGCGGCCUGCCAUUGAUGAGGACCUGCCGACAAGUCCAACAUGA